Molecule: messenger RNA, 25158 nt
Organism: Amoebophrya sp. A120
Lineage: Eukaryota; Dinophyceae; Syndiniales; Amoebophryaceae
Source: the annotation of a GenBank genome assembly
AGGACCUCAAAGAGUACGACAAGGAUUACAGAACUGUACUUCAACAUUGUAUCUGUAUCUGACAAUUUCUAUCUCUAUGAUGUAAGUUCGUUUUCUUAAUACGAUGUUCUAUUUCUUUACUUAGAUAGCGCCUCAACUCGAACUCCAUCCACACACCUUAGCUAACCCGCAGUCUUCAAUUCGCUGUACGAAAUAAACUUGAAUUUCCGCCCUGUUCUAUUGAGAAGUACUUGAUGACAAACUUCUACCGAAGAGGUUAAGGUUAGCGAAGAACUACAGUAGGGUUUUCAGAAGAUUCAAGCAAGUAGAGUAAAAAGUUUUAGACCAAGAAGAAAUCGGAGUAGACACAAGAGCAUCAAACUUUUGGGGAAACAAUAAAAGGGAGGCAGCAAGUGUCUACUUUUACACCACCUAAGACUUUUCUUUACGACAAAACAACUUUACAACUUCUAAGGUAUUAGCAACAAAAAAAUCCCUGACGAAUUAGACUUGUUUACGCUUUUGCGACAAUCCAUCUGUCGCAGCAGUGUAAAUACCUGAUAUUUGUGGUUUUCAAUUUCUAUCAAAUUCAGAUUUUAAGUACUUUACUACUACUUUCUUUGUUCUAUUUCAAUACGACGCGCGUUUCGCUCUACGACACUAUUGUAACUUUAUUUCGACGAGACAAAGGAUAGCACAAAAAAAAACAUAAUGAUAGAAAAAAUUGAAGCUGUAGAAAUCCCCUGAAAGUACAAGCAGGACCGGAAUGCGGGGCACCACGGGACGCAACAUCAGAACAAGGCCCAGCCGGGUGCUGGCAAAUGUGGCGAGAGCCGCUAGUGCCACGGUUCUGUAUUUCCAGGCCGGAGAUGGAUUCUUAUCGUCUUUCACCGGGGGCUCAAAUAGAGCGACCGGCAACUACCUCUUUGCCCUCGCUGCCGGACCGCCACCAGAACUACAAUUUGACGAAGCGACUGCGAGCAGUGGUCGUCAGAACAACAGGCGUGCUCCGCCUGCCGGCGGGCCGUAUGAAGAUCCAGGUUACGAUCCGGAGGAACCCGGAGGGGAUUCGCAGGAGGUGCACCGGGGGCAAACCUCUCCGUCGCCAACAAGGAGCGAGUUCUCAGAGGGCGGGGCUGGACGAGGAGGUGAUCGGACGACCACGAGGACACCAACAGCGACAGCUCCUGCUGGCCACCGAGAAGUUGUCGUGCAACUAGAAAAUCAAAAGCCAACACAAGUUGCAGGAGCUGUAUCCCGUCACCACCACAACCCGCUGGCAACCUCAUCCGAAACGGUCGAACCGGGCAGCUCGCCCUCCCCGGCCGCUGCUGAGCAGGAUCAGGAACAUGAACCGGCACGUAUCGUGAGGAAAAACAGGGUCGUCCACAGCACCCCAGAGUUGUCAAGAUGGGAAAUCUGCUUUAGACAAAUGAUCAGCCAGCUUUGGCUGUUGAAUGCGCAUGACGAGUUUAUUUGCCUCGUAGUGUAAAAAUCCUGUUUAUUCGCUCGUUCAGCAGCAUGACAUGUUUAGCCUAUUAAUUAUGCUGAUGCUGAAGUUGGAGCAUUACAAUAAUUCCAAAACAGGACUAAAAGAUAACGCCUCUUAUGGGGCUCCACAUGAGAAGAAACAUUCUGAUCAUGCAGAUUAUUUGCAUGACAGCUAUGGGCUGCAGCUGGGGACGUCGUUUUUACACAGGAUAGCACGCUGGACAUCGAGAGAGGGGUCCUCGUGGACACCGUCGCGCUGGGCACGCGAAGAACGACGUCAAGAGGGGGCAACUACUGCUCCAGGAGCCACUGGAGGUUCUCGUACCAGAAGUUCUCGUACAGCACCCGCAGUAGGAGAUCUUGCACGACCAGGAACAUCAGAUACACCAGGGGACAAUAACUCCGAGGAACUUCAGGUCGCUCCGCGGGCUUCCUGGGCUUCUAGUGGCGAGCGGGAAUCCUUCAAUCCGCACUUGGCUGCCGAGCAUUUGACACAAAGGACGAUUGAAGCGGCCUUGGGCUUCGAGAAUCGAUCCAUUGCCAGUGAGGUGCUGGGAGAAGUUGAAGAUCAAGAUGCGGGAGCUGCUGCAGCGCCUCCGCCUGCCGAUGAAAGAACUACAACAAGAAGCGGUUCUUUACAACAUCACGGCGAGCAGCUGCAAACCCUUCCGGCAGACGAGCACCAGGCAGGCGGACCUGCUAGGAGCAACACCCCCGAUCUUAGCCGUGGUAGUACUGCUGCAGGAGUAGUUCUUGCCGAUGAUGGAGGUUCUGCAGGUGCAGUUUAUGCCAAUUCUGAUGGAGUAAUCUCGUCUGAUCCUGGCACGGACCAAGCGGAGAUUAGAACGUUGCAGAGUACUAGUAGUUCUACUGCUCAUGGCUCCGGUUCGGCAGCUGGUGGAACAUAUCCUGUGCAAAAGUAUCGUACUCGUAUUGCAAUCAUGCAUUACAAAUUUUUUUCUCAAGGCAGAUCUGCAUUACAGAUUUUAUUUCUCAUGCUGAGGGAAUUUGUAAUGCAUUUAUUUUUAUACGAUUACGAUACUUUUGCAGUUCAUAGUGGAACAGCGGGUAGAUCAUUUGCAUCAAGAACCGGUGGAAAUGCUUCUCGCGGUUCACAACGACAUGAACAACUACAUCAAGAUGAAGCUCCAGACGUAUAUAAUGAAGAUCCACCUUUUCCAGAUUUCCGACCCAAGCCGGAGACCAGCUUUGCCCCGCAUUUGCGGGAAUUCAGGCAAGUGUUCGGGGAGCUAGACACAGAAGCGCCGCGACGGGAUGAAGAGGAAAAUCGUGGAACAGUUCUCGAAAAUCCUAAUCUGUCGGUUACUGCUACUGAGCUAGGACUGGAAGAUGGCGAUGGGCGGCAAACUGUACCUCCUCCUUCACGAGGGCAGCAGGAGGAGCCGCACGAGGAUCAUGUGAAUCUCCGGACCAGCAGCUCGGAGCAGCAGGCACCAUUACGCUUGGUUGACGCACCGGACCUGAGGCGAGACAUUCGCUACGCGUACGCCCCCGAUCAUGCGGCAAAUGAGGAAAGAACGCCAUCAAAUCCUUUUUCCGCUUCCAACCUUCCCGCAAGCGCAAGACGAGAUCCGCCACCUCCCAUGCCUUCUACCCUCGGCGACCGCACGACCAGCGGAGAAACUGCAACGGUUUCUGGGUCUUUUGGUCCUACAACUACAGGAGGUUCUUCCAGUGUAACUUUUGCAGCAGGAGGGGGCACAGCAGGUGGCACUAGCAGUACCGGUGCUCGACGUGUGGCAGAAGUUGUUCCCAGCCAAGCCAGCACCGCUCCUUCGGCGGGACAGCAGGGAGGUCGGUCGAAGCUUAAACAGGAUGUCGAAGUGGAACAGCGGCAAAAAGUACAGAUUUCGACGGCGUCUCAGGAGGCUGCAGCUGCAGCUUCUUCUUCUCCCCCUCCUGCUGCUGAUGACACAGUGUCGGUUCCCCGGUUUACAGCGGAAGAAAAGGCAGAGAAGAUGAUGAUGACCCCCGAAGGUUCUUCUGGCAGUGAGGAAAAACAUGAACAGCGCGGUAGUUUUUUGUCGCCUUUUAUGCAUUGCAAAAGUAUCGUACUAGUAUGAAUCGCAAUACAAAUUUUCCCAGAAGGAAAAAUGGAAUUUGUAAUGCUGAUUUCGCUAAGAAACAAGAUUUGUCAUGCAUGGUUGCAAUUAGUACGUGUACGAUACUUUUGCACAGGAUACCUUUUUUGGGCGAGCAAUUACCCGAUCAAUUUCUACCGCUAGGAGGACAAACAGCUGUGGGAGCAGAAGCGCAGAAGCCUACUUCGCGGGUGGCCAACAUUUUCCCCACCGAUUUCCAGCAGGGGGGAAGCAGUAGCAGCUCCUCAGCACGACCGCAGACCGGAGCAGGCGCCGCGGUCCUACAAGGACAAGUCGAGCCUCUACACGACAACGACCUCCCUCCAGUCGUUGCUGGCGUUCGCACUUACGAUCCGGAGAUGUUGGAACAGCAGCGAGUUUUGCUCGAGAGUUAUCGGGCACAACGUGAACAAGUGGAGCGAGAUUUGCUCCUGCGUUCUACUUCCGCGGAUGUUGAUGCACGUCAAACAGGUAGAAGUACUUCUUCUAGCCGAGAUGAUGUUGAAGCUGCUGCUGCUAAAGCGAAAAUAAUUCCUGCUGCUUUUCCUAAAACUUCUGCUGCCGCAAGUCAACAGCCACAACUUCCCCUUGUCCAACGGCAGCAGCAGCCCCGUGGUCCCACCGGCACCGUGGCACCAGCUGCCGCCCCUCCUUCUGCUUCCCGAUCCCGGGAAACUUUUUUUACGAGCCCAGCAGGAAGUCCGCCGUUGUCCCCUGGAGCAGAUAAUCGUGGUCUGCACCGAGACGAGUCCGUUGCCAGCUCGUUGCACCGGCGCUCCAUGACCGAGUUAACCACGUUUGCGGCGCACGGUUCGAACAGUGGUGAUAACGAUUACCACGAGGACAGUACGUGGAGCGACGAAACCCCCGGCGGGCAGGUUUUGACGAAUGGCGGGGGUGGGGGUGGGCACACGACCAUCGCAGCAGGAGGCGGUGGUGGGGAUUCUUACGUCGGGGAACAACAGGAUAUAUCAGAUACCACCCCCGGAGCGGCCACGGCCACCACGUUUGCAGGGACGACCGCGGGGCGAGCGGGCUCGGUUUCGGGAGGUCCGUCGUUUUGUUUAGGUAGUGUUGGAGAUCAACAUGAAGGGUGUAGUGUCCUCGUCCCAAGAGCAGGUCAACAAGAACAGCAACAUCUGUCUGUGAUAGCAGAACAACAUGCUGCUUCACCCACCAGCAGCGCAGCUGCGCCCGCGGUCGUGGUUCAAGAUGGUGCACAUCCGUUCAUCUCUUCAAGGGGGUCCUCAAAUGCCGAUGGGGAGACCGUGGUUUCAUUUCAGGCUGUAGAGGAGGAGCGGCCAGCACAAAUCAGACCACUGGAAGAAGUGCCGGGAGCUGCUGCAGAAGAAGAAGUGCGGCCUCAGGUGGGAGUCGGUGGAGAUGAACCUCAAGAACCUGACCGUACUGCACAGACCGCGACGAGUAGACCACUGCUUCCUAUGCGAAGCCUUCCCCGAGCAGCAGGAGCUUCUCCCAGCCGCGAAGCUGGGUUCCCUACUGGUGGUAGAAGUGGUGCAGCAGAAGAUCAUACUGGGAUCCGCCCAGGAGAUGUUGGUGAUAUAGGAGUUAGCGGCCACGACACCGGCCCAUCUACUUCUGCUGCAUCACCUCCAGCGCGCGCCCCUUCUCGCGCAGGGUCUGCCCCUUCUCGCGCAGGGUCUGCUUCUCCCGAUUCGCGCCCCCCGACCACCACUUCUCGUCGACAUCCCCGCGGCGGCGGGCCCCCGAGCCGAGGGCCCACAAGUCCUCCUCCGCCCCCGUCCAGCGCGGGCGGUGAAAAGGAACAGGGGUUGUACCGACGAGGAGCUGGACAAACGCUACAGCACGACGACGGUGCGGACACAGCGGUCCCGCCCGACAGCGACGGGGACGAGCUUGCUUUCAACGACGCUGAAGAUGGAGUAGCUUCCAGCCUGCAUCCCAGCUCCUACCACGGACGCAGCUUCGGACGGCAUGUGACCGACGCCCCGAGUAUCCAGGAAAAAACACCCAUCCACAUCGAAUUUGUCAUGCAAAACACCUAUAAGACCCUUUGUUUGUCAUGCAAAAAAUGGAUGUGGAUGGGUUUUUUUCUGUGGAUACCGAGCUCCGCUGGUGCGAGAACGACCGGUGCAGGAGGUGGAGACAGGCGGUCGUCGCAGCACCGACGAGGAAGUAGUGCUAAUGCUGGACAGCAACAAGCACUGCACGGGGCUGGAGGUACAGGUACAACUUUUACGCCCAUACCAGAAGUGCCGGGAACUACUACACCUGCUGCAGCGCCGGUCUUUGGGCAGCAGCUGCACCCUGGAACGUCUUUGACCUCGGACCGGCGUGUCAGCGGCCACCCCCCGCGAGACGCACUCGGUCGCCGGCCUCGCUACACCGGUGUCCUGCCCACGGGUACUGCCGCAGCCAGCAGUGCCACAGGAAGCACUGCGGCUACAUUGCCAGCACCGCAACUAUUGUAUCAAGGACAACAAGAACCACGACCUGCGGCAGGAGGACAACAACAAGAACGACAACACGGGAGGACGAUGAAUCCUGCUCGAGAUGUGGAGACGAGCUCCAGAGGGGGCGAGGCAGAGGCUGCGUCCUCGAUCGGGGACCAGGGUGCAGCCGGUCUAAAUUUGGAAAAUAUCCUUGGUAACUACCCAAUGGCGGAGGAUUCGGAGGCGGAAGAAGGGGAGGACCGGGACAUAAUUACUGAGGACCCAACAAGUGAUGAGCCUGUUCCUGAAGAUCACCUUGAGGAAGGUCAAGAAGGGCCUCAGUCACUAGGUCCACAUCAUCUUCCACCCGGGGCGGGCAACAUUGUUGGCGGUGCCAAUUCUUCUCGUCCGGGAUCUUUCUCAGCAGGUGGGGGACGAGAUGUUGAGCCAGGAACCGAAUCCAGCACAAGGAACUUAGUGUCCGGCGGAGGCACCGGUGGUGCUCCAGCCGAAGGAGAUGAAGUAGAAGGGCCACAGCAGGACGAGCACGCGCGAAACUCAGCCUCACCAGCCGGAACUACCACAGGGGCUGCUUUAAGAACUCCUUCCGGCGCACAAGCUGCUGGCCAUCAACUCGACCAUGCUGCUCCUGGUGCCCAAGAAGACGAGAGUACGCAAGGAACUACCUCAAACGUCGUGGGGUCCGCAUUUCCCGCCGGUGAACUUGAUUUUGACAGACUUGUCACGCCGGGAACGGUGGUAGUACCCACGACAGCGCAGCUCGAGGAACAACAACGAGGAGUCCAGGCGACAACAAUUCCUGCGACAGCAGGUGCUGCCACCUCCUCGAGGACGAAAGCAAGAUCGAGGCAAACUACAAGCGGAACUCCUGCAGCAGCUGGUGUGCCAGCUGCACUAGGACCUCCACAUCAGUCCUCCACGUUGAAUCCAAAAACCCUCGACACGCUGCAGAGGGAGCUGCAGCCGGACGUGUUUGCUCCUCGUCCACACCGCACCAGCAGCCCAAACACCAGUGUCCGCGGCGGUGCGAUAAAAACGCCGGAUCAGCAGCAGAGGGAGCAGCAGCUGAUUCAGGACAGGCGACUCGCCAGGUUCAGGCAAGAAUGGGAAGAGAACAAUACCACCACCGGGGGCGCCCAAGUCGACAUGGUGGAAGCAGCUGCAGCGGCGGCGCAACAACAAGCCGUGCAGGACCAUGAGCAGCAGCUUGUGGACAGAAGGAUCCUGGACAACGUGGCAGCGUUGCAGGAACAAUUUCCUUUUGACCCCGUAACCACCCCGGAGGUGCUCGCCGCGCGAGCCGCCGAGAAUCCUGCCUCUUUUGGAAAGCCGGUCGGGGUGCUGCUCUCCUUAUCAACUGUAAAAAUGUCUGGGUCUGGAAACUUGUGAUGCUGGUUGGCGUAUCAUGAGGCGGCCACAAGUGCUGGCUCAGCAUGACAAGUUUCUGAGCUUUGAGGUGUUGCCUAGUGUGCAUGACAAACUGCGUUUCUGCAUGACAAAAAAACGAGGCUCUUGGGUAACGUGCAUGACAGACUUUGGGGUCAUGCUGGCAGAGCAUGUCAGACCUUCCAUUCUUCCAGACCCAGACAUUUUUACAAUCCAUACUCCUCCCAUGAUGGCGGAAGACGCUCGCGACGAGAAAUGCCCCGCGAGGACCACGCGAACAAACCUUACAACCAGGAUAUUGCAAGGAAAAAUCCCCCCUCGUCCCCAUAUUGAAAACAUGUCGGUCCGAAAAUUUGUGAUGCAGAUUUGUGACCACAAAUCCUGCCCGAAGGCAAAUGAUCCAGAGAGUCCGCUGCGAUAUGCAGGCGGUUUGUAAUGCUGCAAGGCCUACAGGGCAGACGUCUGCCAUCGACUAGGCCCCUACACCAAAAGGGCGGGCCCCCCUUGGGCUUGCGAUCUGUGUGCAAUGCUUUCCUGCAAGACAAAUGUGAUUUGUGUACACAAAUCCCGCAUCACAGAUUUCCGUUUUGAUAUGGGGAAGGGGGGUUUUUCAUUGUGAUACAGGAGAGCCAAAGUUUUCCGCGGGUUCUCAGCCUCGCGCGGGUGGGUGCUGCUUAUCAACUGUAAAAAUGUCUGGGUCUGGAAAGGUUGGAACUUGUGAUGCUAACUUUAGACUCUAGAAAAAUCUGUAUUGCAUGACCAGCAAGAGGAGUGCAGAUUCUGCUAUGCGGGGAGGCCAUUUGUCAUGCGGAAUAGGCAUCAAUAAGCACUCGGAAAAUCUGUGAUGCCAGGGAAUACAUCACAGACGUCACGGGUCAUGUAAAAUCUGCAUGACAAGUUCGGAUCCUUCCAGACCCAGACAUUUUUACAUUGGAUACUGCCGGCGCCGCCGGCGGGGGAGGAGCAGGAGAGGGGUCCGGUGAGGAUCAUGCUGAGGCAGGACUACAACAAGAGCUGCAACAGCAGCACAAUAGACUAGAACAAGAUCAUGCCGCUGCGCCACAGCCACAACCGCUCGCCGGCGCAGCCGCUCCGGUUCUUCUCGCGGGGCAACAACAACAGCAAGGCCGGACUUCAAUGGGCAGUGGUCCACUUUCGGAAGGUAUCAACCCAGCAGCGGGGGAACUACAACAACCAGAGCUGCAGCCGCCGCCCGGCUUCAAACAUGCCGCGCUGGUGCCACCACCGCGCACAGGCAGCGGGCGACAAACUCCUACUUCUUCUAGCAGGGAUAUGGAUGUGUCAGGAUCGAAAUUAUCGACAAAGUUGAAAUAACUUGUAAUGCAUAAAAUGGAUGUUGAAAGUUGUAACCCAGAUUCCAAGUGGCGCAUGACAAAUUUGGUUAGAACCGAAAUCCAGUCUGUCAUGCUGUUUGGGUAAGGAAGACGCCUUGCGUCAUGCUAGUUUCGCACCUCCGUUUCUACUCCUCAACAGGCUUUUUACAGUCUGCCUCACUCGCCUACUCUGCAAGACAGGCGCUCUGUGGGCUGCAUUUCAUGCAUGACAAACUAUUUCAACUUUAACGAUUUCAAUCCUGACACCUCCAUAAGGGAUCACGUUGCUGCACAGCCUGGCGGUGCUAUUUCUCUCCCAUCCCGCCCACCCACGCCAGAAGCGGUCACGCUCCGACAGCGGAUGCCCCCAGAAGAAAUUGAAACGUACAGACAGCUUCAAAGAGCCGGCGCGGGUAGUAGAAGAACUCGGGACCCGGCUUUUUCCCCGAUCGAGGAGGCCGACCAGGCUCCUUCGACGCGCAACGCAACACCGGACCAUUCGGAAGCUUACGCGUCCGCGCGCGGGGGCACGCCCGGCGGGGGUAGCACGGACGCGCAACGCGGAAUGGAUGCCGGAACGACAGGGGGAAAUACGCCGCUUCCAGGGGGCUUGGCGGGAGACGCAGGUGAAGCUGCUUGGGAAAGACUAUUAGAUUCUCUCAGGAACCACAACGACCUCCAGGGACUACAGCAAAGUGAAAUUUUUAUUUUGUUUUCUAGUCUCAUUCUGACAAAAUUUUGCGAUAUAUGGAAAUGGAUUUGAACCAGUUUAGACCUCAAGUUUAGUCAGAUGAAUCUGAAUGAUGUAGAAAUGAAGUAGAAGUUUUAAUAAAUUUCGAGCACUAUAAUUAGAGAGAAAGACACGAAGAUGUAGUGACAUUUUGCACGACAAACACCACAGGCCAACCGGGUGUCGCGGCUCCCGGAGGACAGCAGCCGCCACCCUUCGUUAUGCCACCCUUCGUUAUGGGCGGUAGUCCAACGGCGCCGCCAGGUGAUGUGGGAGGUAGAAUGUUCUUUGACCAGCCGUACGCAUUACAAAUAUAUGUGUCUGGGUGCUCUGGAAGAAUGCAUUGCAAGGUUUGUGAUGCUUGUCUGGCAUGACUGAAGAAUUUGUGAUGCGUGUCCAAGAAGAGACCCCUUUGCAGCUUGUCAUGCAAAAAAAAAAGAUAGCGCAGCGUGUGCGUGUCAUGCGAGAAGCGCAACACUAAGCAGCGCAGAUACAACUUCUCAUGUUGCUUGGCUGUGAACAAUUGCAGUUGCUUUCACUAUUCACAAGAACUCAGCAUUACAAGUUUCCAGACAUCCAGACAUAUUUGCAAUGCAUACGCCGCCGCCUGCUAUUCUCGCUCCGACGCCGAAGCGGGUAGCCACCGCUCUGAACGAGGCCGCGCCGGGGCUAUUGGAGGAAGACCAAGACACAGUAGAAGAUCGAGUUCCUGUCACUAUUUUGCCGCCGCACGACGACGACCUAGGCCGCGCGGCCGCAGGCCCAGCAGCAGGGGCUGGAUUUUUACAACAAGACGUCGGAGGUGGUCUACUUCCUCCUCUUCCGGGAGGUCGUGGCAAUUAUCCACCACCGCAGCAAGACCACCUUCAAGGCCACCGGCCACGCCCGAAAAGUGCCCCACCUGCAGGCGAUCGUGAUCCACUUGCGUGGACCCGAGAGAUGCCCCUGCCACCGCCGCUGCCGCGGUUCAGUCAGUUAUACUCAUCGGGCCGCCACCAGCAGCAGCAGCAAGAGCAACUACAGCGACCGCACUCUACUACUCCCCCCGCGUUUUAUUUCCCGGUUCCCGCACGGGGAGCAGGCGGCGCAGCUGCAUCGGCCCAAAAAGAUGCUGCAAAUCUACUUCCGGCGGCGCAUCAACUAAAGACCGUGAGUUUUAUUCCGGAAGAGCAGCCCAAGCUUCCGAUGCAGCAAGUGCCUUUCUCGCCGCAGUGGCAGGAGUUGCAACUGGCUCUGCAGCGGGAUGAGCUAAAAAUUGGCCCCGCGUUGCAACAGAAGGUUCUGCGUUACGUGCACGACCACGUGUUGCAACAGGCGGGUGCUGGGGCGUUUGCUCAAAAAAAAGGUUAUCAGGAGAUCCUCGACGACAGCCAGCUCUCUAACGGCGACGCGCCUGUUCCCCAGGACGACACGGUGGUUCAAGUUUUGAACCAAGUCCGCCACUUGAUAUGAAAUCGACAAAAGCAUCGCACUUACUAAGUAGUAGAAAAAGAAAUGAUCGCUAUCGCAUAUAAUACAAAUUUAUUUUCGCUCAGAAUUAGUAAUUAGAAAUGGAAUUUUUAGUGCGGGUUUACGUUUACCUUGAUGGUCGUGCACCAUGACUGCGAUCAUAAUUACUACGAGCACGAAUCCAUGAGUGCGAUGCUUUUGCAGUGCAUAGUUUACGAGUCUACGAGGCUCGUCGAGUCUCGGCGAUUUCGAUUGGCUCGAAAGGAUCCCCGGGAUACUCGGGAGCAGUACCGCGGGGUCGAGGCAGUCCAGUGCGGCCGGAUCCCACCGUGGUAGCUCGGCCGUCGGCGGGGCGACAGACAGUGACGACAUCGCGGAGAAGAGCCCGUUUCGAACCACGCGGCCGUUCAAGGAACUGAUGUUGUACCGGGAAUUCGUUCAUCGAAGUUCCCAAGCCGUGCUGGGGAAUUUGUUCACAAGCCAAGCCCGAGUGAUCAUUUCAGAACGGGACUACGAUACCAUCGCAAUCCUGCGCCGAAAAACGGCGUUCGGGCAGGCACAGAAGUAUUUUCAAAACGAAAUGGAAGAAGAGGGUCAAGACCAAAAUGGAGAGGAAAAUCAAAAUCCGCAAACAAGAAAUAAAUCUUCCUUCCCCACCGCCGAAUCGUUUAGCUCGCCGCCGAGGGGAGCAGGUACUCUUUCGCCCGAGCAAGAGCUGGGCGGAGAGCAAAGAGCUGCUGCUCAGGAUAGAAGUGCUAGUGCGUCCGUUUCGAGCGCAGCAGCCGCAGCACAAGCAGCAGGAGAUCCAGCAGCAGUAGAUCCAGCAGCAGCAGAUGCCGCAGUGGAGGAAAGACGGGAGAAACGCAAGCGAAACUGGCUUCUCGACCGGGAUAACGAAAAUGCGGUCGAGUAUUUGAUUUCCGUAAAGAAAGUUUUUGUCGGCCGAGGUCCUAGUACAACAGCAACUUCUCAGGGAGGUGGCACAAAUGAAGAUCUUCCUGCAGGAGCCGGGAUGAAUUCUAAAGCGAAACCGAAGUUCACCGGGGCAAGCCGGCCGCUGGGAUCUUCACCUUCCGAAGUAGACCAUGAUGUUGCAAGAACGCAAGAAGCAUCUAGAACUGCCGCAACGUCGGGUACUAGUUCUACUAGUGCUGGAGAACUACAACAAGCCUCUGGUGCAGAGACCUGGGUCGAAUUUGCGAUCCACAUCCCCGAUAUUGGUUUCUUUGAACCGGGACUACUACCUCUCUUCCGCGGGGAGCAGGAUACGGAUACAACAACUCGUCCGGCAGAUGAAGAUGAUAUCACAGGCUCAACGGAACAAGUAGAACAAGAACACCAACAGCAUCAACAUCAACAUCAACAAAACCCGCCUGUUAAAAAUUCCCAUCGGUCUUUGUCGGCUCUAGUAACCGACAGUUACGACAAGAACGUGCAGGCAGAGUUCCGCCGGAGCAUUCCGCUCUACCAUUUACGGAGACUGUUCGCGAUCAUGACCUUGGACAAUGUCAAGAAGACCCAUUUACCGUCCUCGGGUAGCAGCAGCUCCACACGUCGACAGGGACAUGGAGCUGCUGCUGCUGGUGCGCCGACAAGUCGAAGAUCAGGUCUUUCGAAACGGAGGUCAUCCUCCAAAAGAAAACUGCUAGUGGAAAGGCUGAAGCAACAAAAGCAGGAGGAAAAAGACGACAAUGACUUGGACAAAAACUCACCCCCAACGGAAAGCUACAUCUUGACCAACACACUGUUUUUCGAAGUGAGAAUUGCUCCACUUCAUCCAGUAGAUCAUGACCAGCAGGCCGCCGGUCAUGGGGACACCACCUCAGCAGGAGCUGCUGGUCCUUCCGCUGGUGCUGGCGGAGCUGUUCCGCGGGGUGUGCGCGCUUCCAACAUCCGGAACGUUCGGCUGGUACGGAAUACCGCGGUUCGGAAUGGGGCGCAGAUCGCAAUUGACCGAGAUUUGGUCUUCCCAUCGCGAACCAGUGCUAGUGGGACUAGGACGACAGGACAUGUUUCUUCGAAAGCGUCCUCGGCGGGAGGGGGAGCUGCAGCUACAGUGCGUCACAAUACUAUCAGCCCCGGAAGUGCUGCUGGUGCAACUUUGCAGAUGAAUGUCAGUCCCGGGUCGUCUGCCGCCGGCGGAAGAUCGUCUAGCGCAGGAGCAUCAUCUUCCGCGGCACAGGUAAGUAGUAGAACAGACUGGUGGUUUACUUGCUUUUACAGUUGGGACAAAGUCGUGUUAGCGGCCCAUUAUAUGAGCGUCGUGCUGGUAUCUUCUAGUUCCUUCUAUUCAUCGUUCUCCAUAGUAGUUGUACCAUUCUCAACUGCGGCGAUUCUAAAAAUCAAAAUCUCUCGUCUCGUGCCAGCGUAACGGGCUUAUACAUAGGAUUUAGGAAUUUCAUUUUCAUCUCUGAAAGAAGACGAAGAGGAAGAUGUCGUGAAGUACCUCCCUCGGCAUUUGUUGUUGAUACGUGGAAGUUAGUGUCGAUCAAAAGUUGAUCAAGUGGUUGGAUAUAUAUUUUGUCAAAACGUGGGUAUAAAUUGAAGUUAAAAACGACAUACUACAAGUCCUACGAUAUGAUCUCUGAUCACAACCCCCACAGGCCACUACACCCGUCCACGACCAGCACAUCAGAAGCAACGAACGCCUUCAGCCAGCUGCUCCCUUCACCGACCAGGGAUCUCUCGCAAAACUACUCUUCACCGCCCUGCAGCACCUGCCCAUCGCCUCCUUCGACCUGUACAAACACCACCUGUCUGAGCAGAUUCAGGAGAUGAAAUUGUUCCAAAAUUUGGAGAAGAAGUAUCCGCAAACCUGGCGGAUGCUGAACCCGGCGGUUGCAGGGGGAACACAAGAACAACCCCAACAAGAGAUGACAAGUCCACCUGGUGCAGAUGGGAACAGCAGACGGCCCAGCGUGGGGGAUCAUACCUUGGACACACGAACUCUCGAUCAAGAAACCCCUCCUACUCGACAAACAAGCACGCUGGACGAAAGCAGCACCGUCGUCGGGACAGAGGUACUAAGGACCCCUGCAAGCUUGGGUGAUACACCAGGCACGGGAGCAGGUGGCGGACCGAUGACACCAAACACACCGAACUCGCGCUCCGUCAAGAACGUCUUCGAAGACCGUAUAAUUUGAGAUUUUUUGUUGCGCCGCUCCUGCAUGAGAAAUCUACUGACCUUCUAGCACUUGAGUCAGCAGGUCGAAUUCAAAUUUUCAAUUUGGACACAUUGCGAUUUGCAUGAAAUCCACUGAUGAAUUGCUACUAGGCGAUAGUUUAUUUCCACCGCGUUUAGCCGCUUGCAAGUAUAGUGCAAAAUGUAUAACCAAUGAAUAUUGUAUCACAUCAACAAACAAUAACAACUAAACAGUCCAACGUGGGUUGCAGGCGGCGCAGUACCUCGCUUUGCAGAAAGUCGGAUUAGUCACCCCCUUCACGAAAGCGUUUGACGCCUCCGUGCAGAUUGCGGCGCACUACAGCACCUACGCCCGUCUCCCCGGUCGGAGGAAUGAGCAAGACCAAUCUCCGGGGAAAUUUCUCCUUGAACAGACGGAUCAGCGGAACAUCGUCGUCGUGGAUUUGAACCUCGAGAAACAAACUGUUCUGGUCUAUUUGCCCCGGGAAAAAUACCACGUUGACACCAAAGACGAAGAAGCCGCCGGCGCACGGCAGAGGUGCGCCGGUGGAGCAGCUGGAUCCUCUUCCAGUGCGGCCUCCACCUCCGCAGGAGGACUGGGUAGCCCGCCGGUGCCAAUGCACCGUCGUGCGCAACAGCAGCAAGCCGUUGGUGCUCCUCUUCCCGCUGCCUUCCCGCCACUGCACCGUGAACAAUUCACCCAUUCCCGCACCACCUCGGGCGAGAGCUACAGGAGCUCUGCUAGUCCACCAGACUAUAGUUUGACUCAACAACCACCGGGAUCGCCGAAAAGAUCCGUGCAGAAAAGUCCGGAGGAGCUGUUGGAAGGCGGCGACCCGCGGUUCCAAACGCCGCAGAGGCCAAAGAAAGGAGAACAGCCUCCGGAGGGAAAGAAACCCAAACCCCAGUCCGGGGACAUGUCGGAAUCCACCUUCGCCUGGCGGCAGAACAUCUCCCCCGGCGCUCGCAGCGAGGGCUCGACGGCGUUACCCCCCCAUUCUCCGGAGGAGGAUCUGUUGGACGGAGCCGCCUCUGCUUCCGGGUCGGUAGGGGCCGGCAGUAGAGAUGCUAGGACAUCAGCAAGAAAGGACUCUCGUAGCAGGAAGAAUGAAGUUCCCACUCCGAAAUUCGGUCCCUGGGGCGAAAUAGGGAUCGCCAUGGGGCGAUCCGAGCUCCGGCAGCAGCGCGAGAAACGACAAGCGGCGGAGGCGGCGGCAGCUGCACUAGAACAGGGUCCAGCAGGUGUUGCACCUGCGGCCGACAUAGCUCUGGAAGCGCAGGACAGGCAGUACUCGUUUCGCUGGCCACCGUCACCACCUGGACAAACUCCGCAGGUCGGCGGCCUGGAGGAAGGUCAACAUGAACUCCCCGCGGGACUGCAGUCGGUGACGACGAGUGCGGCAGCGGUGCGCGUUGUGUUGGACAAUCCGAUAGUACAGCCGGUAAUUCCUGAUACAACAGGAGGAGCUUCAUCCGAACAACAGCACGGGGAUGAGCACGUCCCGCCGCUUCUACACCCCGGAGCCUUAUUCAACACGCCUGUUCUCCCCCGAACGACGACCCCACCGCCGGUCGUGCCGGCGGGUCUCUCGGGGGAUCUGGCAGGCGCUUUGGCUGCUCGUGCAGCUCUGAACAACAAUGAUGUUCUUGAGCAAGGCGGAGGUCGAGCGGCUACACCCACUUUUGGAAGCGGUGGAACAGAAGCUGCUGGGACGAGGACCACGAUGUCGGGGAGGUUCUUCUCUCAGACGAGACCAGCCGGACAGGAGGAACACUUAGUCCAAGAAGUAGCAGGACCUCUGGCAGAUGAACCUCUUCCCGUCGUCGCCCCACUUCCACCUCCGUCCACGCCGCGCGCGGCGCGAGCGCCGACCCCGUCCUUCGGGCAGGCAGACGAGCACCCAGAAGCAUCAUCGUCCCUACCAGCCCCGGGCGAGCAGACGCCCCGGAAAAGCAUCCGUGCGCCCUUCUUUUACAGUCCGGAAAAGGACAAGGGGGGCACCCUGGUUGGCCAGCCGUUUACGAACAGAGAAGAGCGGAAAGAGCAGGCGGAGGCCGACGAAGCGCAACAGGCACAAAAUUUGUUCGCGCAACGGGGCGGGGCGCGGGCACAAAAUUUGUUCGCGCAAGUCGGAGGGCGGGGCGGCGCUCCUCCCCCGAUGCCUCCUCCGUUCUCCUUGCCCCCAGGUGGAAUUAGUAUGACGCAGCAGGAGUCUAGCAGUGCGGCUGCUGCUGCUGCUGCUGCAAGGGCACCAGGUGGUUCUACUGGUAGUGCGGACGAGGUAGGUGUUGUUGGUACUUCUAGCAGCGAAGACCAACGAGGACAUUUGAUGCCCACCUCUCGGUGCAGUGCAGCCGCUGAAGUUGACCAACAGGAGCAGCCCGGGGCGACACCAGGCGGACCACAUGUUGAACACGCUCUGGGAUACCAGCCCGGCGGGAAUGGUGACCCGAAUAUUGCGACGUGUGCUGCGGCAGAGGAGGUUGUUGUCGAGCGACCUUCUCCUGGUGCAGAAGCUCCACAGGCCGUGCCUGCAGGAUCAUCCCCCAAGGACUUCCGACUUGUCCGGGACCAAUUGCAAUUGCAGCAGCGAGGCCAGCACCAUCAACAGCCCACGCAAUUCGCCUUUCCCACAAGCGAACUACAACCUGCAGAACCAGGACUAGUUGUGCCGCAGCUGCCUCCCGCCCGACCGGACUAUGCUCAGCAGCAGGAGCAGUCGCGCAGCAUGUUCAACAUUCCCAGUUCUGCCGCUUCGGCCGCCGGCCUCUCCAGUAGUGCGAGCGACGCCGGAGUUGUAGCAGUAAGUGGACUUCGAGAAACGGCUACUUUAGUGGAUGCGGAUGGCAUAGCCCACUAUGGCAAGCACAACGAGCCGCAAGGUACAACGACUCAUGAUCCGCACAAUCAUCGACUACACGACCCUUUUGCCACGCCCGACCGACCCGCGCUCCGGCGCGGGAGAAGUGCAGACAGCAGUGCACUAUCGGGAGCAGCUGGUGCUUCUGCUGUUCUUGGUCAUAGAAGUGCAACCAGCAUUUAUUCGAAGCAAGAGGACAAGGGAUACAUUGCUGGAGAUUUUUGUGAACAUCAACAUGCAAGCGACGGCCAACAACAAGCCGCUGGUAAUAAGCCUAACGGUAGUACCCCUACUAGUUCAACAUCUAUACUGAAGCAAAGAGCCGACAAGCCGCACGGGUUUGCCUUGGAAAUUUCGAUUCGGGAGCUGCGACGCGCGCAACUGAGCGCGUUUGGGCAGGCUGUUAUCAAAAGGAAAAAUCCCCCCUCCCCAUAUCGAAAACGAAAUUUGUGAUGCUGUAUUUGAGUACACAAAUCGACUUGUAAUGCUAGAAGGCCAAGAGACGCAGCUGUGGCCUCGUUUGGUGCAGGCAACUUGUCAUGCUGUUUCCCACUUCCAGCUGCCCCCUGUCAUGCUGGAGACGCAUAGGCUUAUUCCCACGCCAACAAGCACUACAGUCCGCAUCUUUUCCCUUCUAGCAUGACAAAGCUGAUUUGUGACCACAAAUCUGCAUCGCAAGUUUCUAGUUUGAGUAUGGGGUGGGGGGAUUUUUCACCUUGAUAGCUGUUCCUGCCGAAGACGGCUCCUCAGCGGGCAGCACGAUCCAACCCGACCGGCCCGAGGGGGGUUUGCGGUUCGCCCUCCGCGACGGGAUUGGCGUCAUGCGGCAUAAAGUCGCCUCGUUUUCCACCAUCAAAGCGGUAGCGCCACCGGCGACCGCUGGUACUGCGUCCGCAGCUUCCGGUGGUAGUUCACCAUCUCCUUCGCCCUGGGUUCUGUACAAGCGCACCGUUUCCCGUCAGGCGGAGGCUUUCUUGUUUCACAGCGUCCUCCAGCUUGGGGGCCCUGAAGAUGAUCUUCCAACAGGAGCACAAGAAGUUUGCGGUCUGUCGCCCUCGGCGGCUUCCGAGGUCCUGAAGCGGGAGUUGCAAAGGCGGCGGGAGAUGCGGUCGUCGUCGUCGUCGUCGUCGCAAAUAGAAGUAGGCGCCACCGCGGACGCAUCACACCCGCUGGAUUUGGUGCUGCCGAUUAAGGAGAAGCUGAAACUGUACGAGGGUUACCCCGCGCAGAUUUUCCACAGUUACAACCUGAUGUCCCUGGGCGCGGCGAUCACGAAGCAACAGAUGCACGACCAGCUGCUUCACGUGUUGCAGAAAAUUAUAGGCACGAGGAUGGGGGCAGGGGCAGCUCCACCUGUGAGUGGCCCUGCUGAAGGUGGUGGUCCUCUACUUUCAGAAGUUGCAGCAGCAGUCGGCGGGCACGUAGUCGAAGGAGGACGAGGACCAACAGUCGACAACGAUCAUCGCCCCGCCCAUGGUGCGCCGUUAUUAUCUCCCCAGUACCGAGAGGACGACGAGGCGUCUAUCGCGGAAACUGUAGAGCUUUUUGGGACAGCAGGAGACCGACAACGAGCCAUGGAACUCGUCUGCCAGGCGCUGAUCGCCCGGAUGCAGGAUAUGCAUUGCAAAAGUAUCGUACUAGUAUAAAUCGCAAUACAAAUUUCUCCAGAAGGAAAAAUGGAAUUUGUAAUGCUGAUUUCGCUCAGAAACAAGAUUUGUCAUGCAUGAUUGCAAUUAGUACGAGUACGAUACUUUUGCACAGGAUACAGGAAGUGGUGCAGCAAAACCGGCGCCCUGGUGAUUCGUCAGCCACCGGCUCCGCGGGCAACUCGGUUGUGGGACACGCAGACGAUUUCGGGACGAUAUUGCCCCCUGUGGACCUCUAUGCACUGCAAAAGCACCGUAUAUGUUCGUAGUCUUGAUGGAUGCAAUACAAUUACAAAUUAGCUCAGCUGCAUGACAAAUGCAAUUUGUCAUGCUGAUUUAGCUUGAAAAAAAAAAAUUGUAAUGCAUAAAUGCAAUUCGUACGAGUACGACACUUUUGCAAUUCAUAACGUCGACCAAGUGAGGCGUGAAGCUCCACCGCCGGACGUGAAUCCAGAACACGUGCGAGCGUGCCUCGCCGGGCUUGAAGAGGGAGGCGCUGGAGGACCACCACCACCUGUGUUGGCACCUGCACCACCACAAGUUGUACUACAACCUGCACGACCAGCAGGAGAACUACAAGCAGAUGACGGCACCACCUCCGAACGCGGCAGUGUCGACAACCUCAGCGACUUUCAGCUCCCAUCCCCUGCGGUACUACCUUCCAGCCCGUCGCCCCCACGUGAAGAUCCAUUUCCAAGUUCAUCUCGUGUGAGCGAACGGCAACAUGAUCAUCGUCCCAGCGCUGCCCUGUCCGAAGCUGUUGACCGCGCGGAGCGGGCGGGACGGAGGAACCGGUCGAUCGAAGAGGCUGUAGUGCGGAGUCGGGCUGCACAAGGACAGGAAGGGGAAGGGAACGAGCAGCAACAGCAGCUGGGCCGCGUUGACGGAGAGCUGCAGCAGGAGGUGGGUCCUCGUGGUCGUCCUGGCGAAGUACUAGUAGAUGCCCCCCCGUUGCAAACUGCCGAGUGGCGCGAGUCCCUGGAGCCGCACUUGGAGGAGCAACGGCACCAAAGGCCCGCCGUGCCGCACGGAGAUGAAGGUGGUCUAUCGCCCCCACGAACCCCUAGACGAGGCCCUUCCCCGUCCGAGCGGCGGGCCAACCAACUGCAGGUCAGCCCACAGUAUGCGUUGGAAGAGUAUCGUACUCGUAUAAAUGCAUAUACAAAUUUCCCCAGCAUUAAGAAAAAAAAUUUGUAAUGCGUGAAUGCCAGGACUACGAGUACGAUACUUUUGCAUUUCAUACACAGCAACUGCGGACGGACGCGUUCGGCAUUUUGGGAGGAAGUGGCUCUGGCUCACCAUCGCGAUCAGUUUCGCGCACGCCGGACGUAGUGCGACGAAUGCGUGAUGAGGCCGCGCCCCACGAGCACCAGCUGCAGCCAGCAGCACUACAACAACACGGCAGUCCCCUACUUCCACAAUUACAAAUUGACGUCGCUUUGCAGGCGGAGCAGGAGAAUGAUCGGCUUCUUGGGCAACAUCUCGCGGCCGGAAGAUCUGCUUCGCGGGGGCUGCAGGCCCCACUACAUCAUGAAAUUCCGCAGGAUUCAGACUCGACCGGAAGCCCAGCUGCCAGCGUGAGUCCGGAAGACGAGAUGAACCUGGGCAUAGGGGAUGAACAACAAGACGAACAACAACUCGCGGCGGGGGGCAAGAACAUGAAAGAUGAAACCGAGACAACCACUCCAGGCGACGAUGACGAAACCGAUUCCAAUCUGUCUUGGACGGACGAUGAGUGGGCCAUUGAGCCUGAGGUCUAUUGGGAUCCGGAAGACGAUGAGGACGAGGAUUGGGACCCGGAAUACGACGAGGAGCAAGAAGGCAGUGCUGCUGCAGCUGCUCCAGCUCCAGAAGACGUUGAUUCGGAAGAUGUGAACAAAAGCAUCAUGGCCUUCGCGAAGCGAAGGGCACUCCGUUUCGCGGAAAACGAACUGUCGCGCAACGGCGGACCACAAAGUGGUUCUGGUACUGGGGACGAUGAUGUUACAAGUGGAGCAGCAGCUGCUGGACCAGCAGCUUCGGGCGAGGAAGCAGGGCAGCAGCACGUGGCUGCUGGAAGUGCAGCUCUGGACAGUGCCAGUACACUGCCGGCAGCUGGUGUAAAAACCACGCCGAGAGCUGCAGCUGCUAAAGCUAAAGCUCAUCCAGUUGUUGAAGGGCUGCCGCAGAUUGAACUUGCGGAAUUACAAGCAGGAGGACCUGUAGCUCCCGCAGAGGGUGCAGCAGCAGCAGCAGCAGCAGCAGCAUCUCCCGCUGAGGGUGGAAUUAAAGAUGAAGACGUAUCUCCCGCCAGCGGAGGUUCCGACGCGGAACAGCAAGGGGAAUCGGACCUCGAGGAGCAAGACGGUGAUGGGAAGAAGCUUAUGCAUUGCAAAACAAAUAUCGUACUGGUUUAGGUUUACUAGAUGAAAUGGCGUUACUGCAUGACAUAUUUCACUUCUCUUGAUGCCUGAACUAGCAUGACAACUUUUUCAUUGUGCAUGAUCAACUUGUAAAAAUGCAAAAACCUAUCGCAACAUAGUACGAUAUUUUUCCAUCGCAUAAGACUCACGAAGGCGAAGCAGCGCGAGGAAAAGGAGUUUGACGGCAAGCCCGUAACGAAAAAAACGCACGAAAAACGGUUGCGCCGCCAGUUGGAAGAUUUAGAUAAGCAGCUGAUCGAUCCGACAAGCUUCUUCAUCAACUUUUCCACCGACGACGCCGUCAAAUUGAGCAGCGGGCAGGGCGCCUUCAAACGAAGCGGACCGACGAAGAUUUGGUCGAUUCAAGAUCUGAUCUUGCGGGACGCACUGCAGCGGGAUGGCAGCGCGGCGGCGGGACAGGAUGUCGGGGCAGGCGGGGGUCCACCGUCGAGUAGUACCACCGCCAACCUGGGGGGGCAGACGCAGACGAUGACUAUAGUGCAGCCGCCGGUCGCGCCAGAAACUGGAGAGGAACAGGAGGUGGAUCCUAUGGACAUACCUCCAGGUCCAGAGGGCUCCUUGCGCAUCCAUGCCAUCAUAUGGAAGCGUCAGGAUUGAAAUCGUCAAAGUUGAAAUAACUUGUAAUGCAUAAAAUCGAUACCACCUGGAAGCCCAAUUUCAAAGCGGUACAUGACAAAUUUUCCGAGCAGAGGAAUCCAAUUUGUCAUGCUGCUUUGGCACAGACGACUGCUUUUGUCAUGCUACUUUAGCAGCUCUAUUUCAAACCCUAAACAGGCUGACAGUCGGCCUCACUUGCCAUCCCGAGAAGACAGGCACUCCAUGCCUUGCAUUUUAUGCAUGACAAAUCAUUUCAACUUUGUCGAUUUCAAACCUGACGCUUCCAUACAUCAUUGGCGGGCCGUACGCGACGCACGAUGCUUAUCCGAUGCAGAAAAAGUAGUUGUAGUACAACACCCAUAAUUGAGCCAGAAAAAUAAAUAGACUUGUGCUGCGGAUUUGAAUGUGAUCUUCAAACUUGUUCAAGUAGAAAUAGAAAUACCUCAAUUCAUUUAUAUUUUUCUGGUACAACUACUGGGUGCACUACAACAAUUUUUCCGUUUCACAACCCCACUGGCCGGCGUAUCCACAGCUCGGUUACCUGGCGUGGGCAGGGACAGCCGCUUGAUGUGAGCAGCAGUGCGGAAACUUACGAGCCGAUUUCUCCGGAGGAACGCCGCAUUCGGGCGCACGUGUGGGCAGUGGUGCGACAAUUGAUGGCAUUGCGGGAAGAGGUGAACGGAUAUAGAAGUUCUAAUGCAGAUCCCACUAGAAGCACGAUGAACGACGCACAGCAAACUCCGUCCCAGAUCGCCGCACAAGCCGAUGCAGAAGGUCGGCUGCAAGGGUUGAGAAAUCGGAUUGCGCAGUUAGAUCCCGAUGAACGACAGAGGAUCCAGGCAGCGGAGGAAGUGCUUAUCCAGUACGAGGCGCGACGAGAACAGGCACAGCUGCUGCAGGGAGCAGGAACAGCAACUGGAACAAGUGCUCAGCUUCGCACAGACCGCGACGCGGCGGUGAUGGCAGCGGUCCGGGGCACGAGCAGCCAAGGUCCUCGUGAUAGUGGUUCAUCUACUUCUGGAGGCAGCGGUGGUGGCAGUGGUGGAGCGGGGGGAGGAGCUUCUACGAUAGUUCCAGGCUCCGCGUCGUCUGACCAGCGGCAAACUGGCACGGCUGUUUCGACAACGCCUGGGGGUACAACUACACAGGUGCUGUUGCCCGGGGCCGGAACGGGCACUGGUCCAACUAGUGCAGCAGGUACAACUACAGGACCAGGUAGUUCUAGCUCGUUCGGUGGAACAACUGCGAGCGGACCUACAGACGGUUCCGGACAGCAGACGUCGUCCACUCCUGGUGGAACAACGGGAGGAGGAGGUAUGGAUUGCAAAAAUGUCUGGGUCUGGAAGAGUGGAACUUGUAAUGCUGUCUGCGGAUUCUAAAAAUAUCUGUGUUGCGUGAGCAGGAAGAGGAGUCAGCUCUUGGCACGCGGAGAGGGCAUUUGUCAUGCGUAAUAAGCAUCAAGAAGCUCUCAAAAAAUCUGUGAUGCUAGCACCAGCAUCACAGACUUGAUGGGUCAUGCAAAAUGUGCAUGACAAGCCCCGACUCUUCCAGACCCAGACAUUUUUACAUUUGAUAGGAGGAGGAGCUUCACCAUCAACAGGUGGAUCAUCUACAGCGCCCUCAACAUCAGGUGGAGCUACUACAUCGCCCACUGUAAUUUCAGCUGUCGACCCUGACCCACCAGCGACGGUGCAACAACCGCAAACCACUACUGGCCAGACCACCACCACAGGGGGACAACAACAAGGACAAACGACCCCCGAUGAUGAUCUUGAUCCGACAUUGCAACAGGGACAACAAGGUGGAACACACACAACUCCGCAGCAAGGACAGGGAACAACAACACAACAAGGACAAGGAACUACACAACAUCACGGACAACAACAUCAAACACCAGUGCAGCUGCAACCGCCGACCGCUAGUACAACGAACCUGCAUUCUGGCUCCGUUGUUGCGCCGCAGGUACAUAAAUUGCCGCCCCUCACUUGGAACCCGAGUGCGGAGGACUCGGCGGAGUUGUUUUUCUGGGAAGAUGACGUAGACGGAAAAAUGAAUAACACAACGCCAGCUGAUGUUAUUUCCAAACAAAUGAACCCGGGAUUGAAUCUGAACGCGUUAGAAGCCGAUUACGUCCUUGUCAGCCAAUUCGACGGGGAUAAAGCAGCAGACCUGAACCUGGCGCCAGACGUGCACAUCGUGGACCAGAAAAUCGGCCAAGACGAAUUCAUAUCCUGUGCAAAAGUAUCGUACUCGUACUAAUUGCAACCAUGCAUGACAAAAAAUCUUGUUUCUUAGCGAAAUCAGCAUUACAAAUUGCAUUUUUCCUGCUGGGAAAAUUUGUAUUGCGAUUCAUACUAGUACGAUACUUUUGCAAUGCAUAAUUCAAAUUUUUCGUGUACACAGGAAGAACAAACACGAGAAAUAAUCGUAUGAAGCAGCAGCAAAAUCAAAAUGAUCAAAUGAACCUGCAGAACCAGAUGCACAAGAUAUCCUGAGUAAAAACGUCCCCACACCAUAGUCAAAUUGGGGAAUCGGCUAGACAAAUCCACAAGUUUUGGGUGUUUUGCAUGACAAAUUUGGAUUCGUAGUGUAGUGCUGUUUGAGCUAGCUCAGCAGCAUCACAGAUCUAGCAUACCAUGCUGAUUGAAGCAUGACAAAUUGCACAACGCGAUUGGAAAAUGCUUCUCAUGGAGCUCCGCAUGAGAAACAUUUUCAGCAUUCAGAUUUGCAUUACAACUAUGGGGUGGGGACGUUUUUAAAUAGGAUACAAGAAAAACACGUCGGACCACAUGGUCGUGGUUCCACGCGUAUCAAAUGUAAAAAUCCCUGGAUGUCUGGAAGAAUGCAACUUGUAAUGCGUAUUUCAGAACACAGAAAAGUCUCUCAUGCAUAGGUAGGAAAAGCUGCCGACUUUCUGUCACCAAAAUGGGGGAUUUCUCAUGCGGGUUGGGCAUUGCGGAAGCUUCUCAAAAAACCUGUGAUGCUAGAGCUUCCAUGCCAGACCUUCUGUGUCAUGCAAAAACAGCAUGAUUCUUCCAGACCCAGACAUUUUUACAUUUGAUAACGCGAAGAUGGAUACAAAAAUUCGGUGACCGCUGCGCUGUCAAAGACGUGGGGGCAGUUGACGCGGGGCAUUUCCAAUGUGUCGACGGAACCGGAGGUGGACGGCGCUCCACAAGUAGACUCGGCCGAGUCCUCUUCUUCAGAUGAAGGAGCACCGGCGUCUUGGGCGUCGCAAGAAGGUCUAGUUCUUGUGAACAACCAGCAAGCGGUCGUUGAAAUGAAUGCUGGCGGUAGUUCAUCGUUGUACCAUGAUGACGGAGCUCAUCAUCCUUCCGGGAUAAUUUCCAGCAGUAUGAAAACAACUUCGGCAGAACAAGUAGCACAACAAGUUCUUGAACCUUCUUCUGCCUACCGCACGCUUCACAAUAAACCAACUUGGCCGCCGCCGCACAAUUACUUAAUCCGUUACCCAGAAGAGGAGCAGAGUUGGGUGGGACAGAACGCGACGCUGGUGAUCGGGUUGACCCCGAUGGCCGGGGUUACGGUGCUGCUUGUCUGGCUGUUUUUCUACGCGAAGUAG